This is a messenger RNA of Chiloscyllium plagiosum (whitespotted bambooshark), 2843 nucleotides long. It is a transcript of the gene rpl11, whose product is annotated as ribosomal protein L11. Gene Ontology annotation, cellular component: ribosome. NCBI's taxonomy places the organism in Eukaryota, Metazoa, Chordata, Chondrichthyes, Orectolobiformes, Hemiscylliidae. Gene Ontology annotation, molecular function: structural constituent of ribosome. The record is from RefSeq and is a predicted model, not a curated record. Gene Ontology annotation, biological process: translation.
UCGGUAAGAAUGUGAUGCUUUGGUUCAUGUCCAGGGCGAUGCGGGCCCCGGUUUAAACCGUUGCCUUGUCUCCAGCACCAACAUGGCGGACCAAGGUGAGAAGAAAGAGAACCCUAUGCGUGAGCUCCGUAUCAGAAAGCUCUGUAUGAAUAUAUGUGUUGGCGAAAGUGGUGAUCGACUUACUCGAGCUGCCAAAGUGCUUGAGCAGCUCACUGGUCAAACACCUGUCUUCUCCAAAGCCCGCUACACUGUGAGAUCUUUUGGUAUCAGGAGAAAUGAAAAGAUUGCUGUUCACUGCACAGUCCGUGGUGCCAAAGCUGAGGAGAUCCUGGAAAAAGGCCUAAAAGUUCGUGAAUAUGAGCUGAGGAAAAACAACUUCUCAGACACUGGAAAUUUUGGUUUUGGUAUUCAGGAGCACAUUGAUUUGGGCAUUAAGUAUGACCCAAGCAUUGGUAUCUAUGGUUUAGACUUCUAUGUGGUUCUGGGAAGACCAGGCUUCAGCAUUGCUGACAAAAAGCGUAAACGUGGUCGCAUUGGAGCCAAACACAGGAUCAACAAGGAGGAGGCUAUGCGCUGGUUCCAACAGAAGUAUGAUGGUAUCAUUCUCCCAGGAAAAUAAAAAUGUUUUGUAAUUGUCAUUAAUACAAGAAUCUGAUCCUUAUUCAGUUUUAGUUUAGUGAUAGUUACUUCAUCAUUGUAACUUGAAUUAGGCAGAAAGAUAACUGUCAGUUGUACUGCUGGUUUACCUGUUUUCUGACUCUAUUAUAAUUUGACAAAGUUCAUGUCUGGUGAUGAAUUUACAAUUGUUUAGUGAAUGUAGCCUUCUCUUGAAGCUGCUAUUCGAUAUGUGCUCUAGCUAUCUGUGAACUCAAAAACCACAAUUCCAUGAAUGCAAUAAGAGCUAUUUGGUGUGAAUCAUCCUGUUGUUGAUCCAAAUUUUCUCAACAGCCCUAAAAUUUAACAAUUUCUUUUUUAAAAAUCAUUUCAGUUUUCCCUUGUGUUGAGAAUCCCAAAGUUAUGGUUCAAUAAUGUCAAUCAAAUGCUAAUGCUUCUGAUGUAAGCCUGAACAAUAAAUUAAAUCUUCCACCUGUGCAUCCUCAACAAAGUUUCACCCAUUAUAAGCGGGGAAUCUUGGGUUUUGUAAAUGUGAUUUCCUGUCUAUGCUAUUGCUGGUGGAAAGCUGAACUCACCAUGAACUCACUACCAGGAAACAUCUAUUAUCAAUGAACAGUUCUGCAGAGAAGAGCAUUGUACUCAAGUCCAAUGUUAGAUCUUGUGACUCCAGAUGAUAUGUUGAUUGGGACUGGAUGGUCUUUCCCUAUGUUUAAUUGUAAUGUCCCACUGAUAGCUGUCUUAACUGAAGGUGUUCAGCAUACAAGGAACUGAACAAGGUAAUGAGGAAGGAGAAAAAUACUACUGUGGGGAGAAAGAAAGCUGAUGGAUACCAAUGGUGCAGAUUGCCUUCCAGGUAUUCUAUAUUCUUGAUGUUAAGCUGAUUUUUGUUUUCCAUCCCCUCCUUUACUGAGUUACUCAGUUCUACAAGACCAAAUGGCUCUACUGAGAACUGGCCCUACUUUGCCAGAUAUUCAACUUUCCACUUCUGGGUCUUGUGUCUGUAAUUUCUUUGCUUUACUCAUGAUGUCUACUGUUGUCACAUUGCUGUCUUUCAUUUGAGCACUUUAUAGAUCAUUCCUAUUUUUCUGAUCCUUUGUUAUAUUUCCCCAUUGUAUUUUUUUAAAAAAUCAGUAUUUUCUUCCAAAGAAAGUCUUCUGGCAAAAAAUCCUCAUUGUGCUGUUGACAAAUAUUCCCUGAUCUACUAAAGGCUUCUAGCAUUUUCUUUUGUUAUUUUUAUGUAACCAUUGUGAUUCAUUUUUACAUCGAUAAAUUCAGAGAAUGAGAAAGAGUGCUUUCAAUUCAAUGUGUUGGUGGAAUAACUAUUUUCAGAAUAUAGUGUAAAACAUUAUGACUAUAAGGUAGUGACAACACAAUAAAUACACCAUAUUUACUAUUUAUAUAUUUUUAUUCACACAUAAAUAGUAAUUCAAACAUUUUCAUGACAGUGAAUAUGCAAGGAAUUUGACACAUUUCUGUAUUGGAUGAAUGCAAUUUUCUUUGAAAAGCAGUUUUUGCUACUUCUUCUAGCAUUCAAACAUUUCUAUUAACUUCAGCCAUCAGCGUGCCUGUGUUACAAAGAACAAUAUUAACUUGCCCUCUCUUUUCCCCAUCCCUUGCCCACCCCUAAACUCACUUCCACCAUCACUCUCCCCUUCCCUCUUUCUUGGGGUAUGUGAAGUUUAAAUAAAUGCAAACUUGAUCUGAAUACAUUGUAUAAUUUCAUUCAACCUUGAGAGAAAGAUUCUCAGCACUAUUCUGCUACAUAGGAAUCUUGAUUCAUAUGUAACCUAGUCAUCAUAAAUUUAAGAAAUCAGUUCUCAGAGCUCAGCUACAUUGACUUGUGUUUAUUAGCCCAUAUUAGUUGUCUUUCACUUCUGGAUCCAAUGUGUAUCUUGUCUCCUGUGAGCUAUAGUAGCAAUGAUUAAUUGCAAAUUAGUCAUUAUGUUUAUCAGCAGUCUCAAUCCCUGCUGCUGAGAGUGAUCAUUCCUCCUGUAUUCCAAAUAUAAAGUUUACAGCAGAAUUUAUUUUUUCUUGAAAAGAAAUCCUUCAAUUCCCUUGUGAGCCAUGUUGAAUGAACUGCUUUUGUGGUUUAUUUUUAAUGCUUGUUUGCAUGAUCUCAUCUAGACUAUUUCCUGAUAGUUCAAAUACUCAAUUGUACUUUGUGUUGAACUGCGUUUGCAACUGAAUGUUAUAAGUUGUCGAUUUAAAGAGGAAUGCUCUCCAACAUU